UUAAAUGGAUUACAAUUUCAGAUGAAUAUAAUCAUAAGAUGUUAGAAGAGGAUGAUAAUAUGGAAAAAUCAAACACUCUUCGUGUACCACAGAUACCGAUAAGCAGAUUAUCAUCCAAUUCCUCACAUUCAGCUGAAAGUGGUUUUGGAGGAUCAAAUUCGGAUUUAAGUCUUUCAGGAUUCCAAACAGAAAACAAAUACUCGCGGAGACAUUCGUUCAGUGUUACAGGAUUUACUAAUGCUUUUAGUUUUCCUGAAAACGUCCUCUCUGAAACAAUAAUGAAGCGAUCACCUUCAAUGAUAGACAUGAUGAAUUUUGAGGAAAAUAUAAAAAUAUUUAAAGAAGAUAGUACAAUUCCUGAAAAGGAAAUUUCAAUUGAAUAUCUCAGGAAAAUUAUUGAACAAGGAAUCCAACGUAAAAACAAACGGUUAAUAGAAACCGCUCUGUCUUUAGCAUCAGACAAUAAUAUGAAAAUUAUUUGUAGGGAGUUUUGCAAAAAGAAACCACAGGUUUGCUUUGUAAGCCACACUAUAAUGAAAAAAAUUAAACAUAGAGUCAUAACAGAAUUCAGAAAUAAAUGUGAGAUCUUAAGUGUAUGGAUCGGUCGAAAUGUCAAAAAAGCAUCUGGAAUUGACACAAUAGUACUUGUGACAAAAGCUCCUAAACCUUGUGUCAUGAGCAACUACUUCUGGGGCCUUUAUUUAAAGAUUCGAUGUGCCAGUGAAUGCAGCACUGAAGCAUCACAUCUGCUUGUUCAUGAUAUGAAUGAUUUGAAUGGCUCACUUGGGAUUCAAAUCAAAGAUAUUGAAAUAAAUAAACUCCUCAUUUGCCAUAGCAACAUCACUUUGAUAAAAACAUCUAACGUGUGUUCGAUUGGCUUUAAAAGAAAAACACAUCGAAUAGAGUGGGUUCCUUCGAUAGUUAUCUACUGCCACGUUAAAGGUGUGAUUCCCAUAGGAGAAAAUGCAUUUCCGACAAGAAUAGGUGGUCAUCGAGUAGAUGUCCGCGAGGCAGUCUGUGAAUUUUCGGGUCAACCAGCUCAGAUUAGUGAACAGAUAGGAAGUGAGGACAUGAAAACAACUGGCACAUUGGGUGGUUUUGUGACCCUACAAAAUCCAAACCGACAUGCCUUUCUUACUUGUGCUCAUGUUGUUUUACCCAGUGAUGUUCUGAAGAAAGGAAGAGCUAUUGAAUACACAAAAAGAAGAGAUAUCAAAGUUUUAACUAAAAACGCCUGACAAAUCGGAAAUGUUACUAAAG
Messenger RNA from Saccostrea cuccullata (small rock oyster), 1260 nucleotides. RefSeq lists its product as uncharacterized. Bases 39 to 1238 code for a protein of 399 amino acids. The record is from RefSeq and is a predicted model, not a curated record. Lineage: Eukaryota; Metazoa; Mollusca; Bivalvia; Ostreida; Ostreidae. The transcript is spliced from 2 exons.